Molecule: messenger RNA, 7388 nt
Organism: Cynoglossus semilaevis (tongue sole)
Lineage: Eukaryota; Metazoa; Chordata; Actinopteri; Pleuronectiformes; Cynoglossidae
Gene: magixb
Product: MAGI family member, X-linked b
Exons: 20
Coding region: 852-5141 (1429 amino acids)
Biological process (GO): signal transduction
Cellular component (GO): cell-cell junction; cytoplasm
Molecular function (GO): protein binding
Source: RefSeq, a predicted model, not a curated record
AAAAUGUAAAACUUUAGUUCCAAUACGGCAACAAACUGAUUAAGAAAGUCAAAUGUAAUUACAUUUACGUAAUUUUGAAAUCGUGCCACAUGUAAAUCUGUAAGUUACUUUAUAACUUUAUUUAUGUUCCAUGUACAUUAUGGUCUGUUGUCUCAUUGAUCUUUUUAGGCUACGUUAGGCUAAACCAUUAGCUAGCCAACGUUUACAUUUUAUAGUGCAAAUAAAAAAUGGGUCAGUGUAAAUAAAUGAACAUUUAUUUAUUUAUAAUGAAGAAACCUUUACAAUAACAAUUAAUUAUUGAUUGAAUUUUAAAUUGGCAGUAAAUUAUUUCCUACGUUGUGCUCAAAAGGCUACAGGCUACAUGGGGGUGAGCGCCGGGACAGUUUUGCCUCACCUGGGGCUCGUUAAGUUUGAACCGAACUCACAAUUUUACAACCUUCUGGUCCGUGUGACCUUGCUGCAAGAAUACUGCAAGUUCGGCACCGAGGAAACUCUCCUCCCACGGGUUGUAACUCGUAAGCGAAAAGUGAUGCUGCUGCUGAUGCAGAUGGAGAACGAGGGAGAUAGAGGGGAGAGAGAGAGAGGGGGAAACGAGGGCUGCUACUUUUAACUCUUCUCUGUCGUCCCUCUUACAACAACUUCCCUCCGUUAAACCGUUACAUCUGCCCCAUGCUGCCGAGCAUCUGGAGCAGCUUUCACCUAAAACUCUUGCUUUGGGUGGUGGUGGAAUCUCCGGCUGCGCUCCCUGGAGACACCGCCUGCAUCGUAGUCACACCUCUCCCCGAUCUUAAACUGACAGCAGGAGGACGACUGGAGGACAGAUAAAGAGAGGACCAUGACGCUCGUUUGCCAUGUCUAAGACGGCGGUGAAGAAGCACUGGCGUUCCAGGGUGCAGGACUGCUUCGUCCCGUCGCUAGGCUCGUCGGGAGACCUCGGGGUUGCGAUUGGCGGAGGAGCAGACUAUGGAGAGUUUCCUUUCAUCACGUCGGCACCAGGGGGCGGACUCACAGUGGGUGAUAUCAUCCUAGAAAUUGGAGGAACACCUGUUUUAGGGAUGACACUGGGAGACGUGCGUGGUGUCCUCAACUCCUGUCCCCAUCCCGUCUGCGUGAAAACCGUACCUCCAGGCUCCACGUUGUGCAAGGACCUCAGGUUGUAUCUGAGCAAGUGCUUCACACCAGGUUCCGUGGACAGUCAGCUUCAGCAGGUCAUCAGAGAGAACCUCUACCUGCGUGCAGUUCCUUGUACGACCAGGCAGCCCAGAGACGGGGAGGUCUCGGGGGUGGACUACAACUUUGUCUCCAUUGAAGAGUUUUUCUCCCUGGAGGAAUCGGGAGCUCUGCUUGAGAGCGGCAAGUUUAAAGGGAAUUAUUACGGUACGCCCAGGCCGGUUCACAUCAGCCCGGAGAGUCGUCCAAUCACGUACCAGGAACACCGCAACCUGCUCAGAAACUUCUGCACACGCAGCAAGUCCCUCAGCAACUUGGAGAAGACUCUGGACGGAGGUGAAAACAGCGAGGACGAUUCAGGGUUGUCAGUGUCUGCAGGAGGAACCAACAGAAGUGUCCUUCCAGGCCACCGUCCCUCUGGUCGACGCCGGGCGUUCAGCAGCGGUGGUGAUGGUAGUGUCCUAGAGAACGGAAUCAUUGGUGGCAGAAGUGGAACCAGAGGGAGAACCACGAUGCCGGACCGCUGGGAGCAGGCCUUCAGUGAUCCAGGAGAGUCCUAUUACCCAGAUUACAGCCCAAAGAGGAGCAGCUGGAGACGAGAGACAGUCUACAAAAACGAAUGGUUCACUGAUGAACCCGAGGAUCUCCGGGGUUUCCCAGUGCACACACACUUGGUCAAGAGAUCCAGAGGCUUCGGUUUCAACAUUGUGGGGGGCAGCAGACCAAGAGAGUUCCUGCAGGUCUACAGUGUGACUGCCAGUGGACCCCCAGCCCUCAAAACAGGGGACAUCAUAGUCUACAUCAACGACGUCUGUGUGCUGGGAAUGUCCCACAAAGAGGUGGUGGAGCUGCUGAAGUCGGUGCCUAUUGGCCACAGCGUGGACGUGGAGGUGAGGCGGGGCUACCCCAUGCUCUACAACCCAGACGGUCGGCCCAAAAAGCACUCUCCGAGGCAGUUGGACAUGGAUGACCCCGUCUUACAGCCCAUCACCACCACCCAGCCGCAGCCUCUUCACCAACUACCUCGCCUCCCGACACCCACUCCACAGUACCAGCACUUUAACUUCGACGUGGACUACCUGGAGCCCAGGUUCGGCCUGGACGCUAACGGGACCACGUCUCCUUACGUCGUCAGACAGUCGCCGCCGUACAGACAUUCCAGCCUCAGCAACGCUGCCACUCUGUCCCCGUCACACCUGCCGCGGUCCCUGAGAGGACUGGCCCGGCUGCAGUCUCUGGACCAGACCCAGAGUGACAGUGAAGUGGUUUCUGCCAUUGGUUCACACAGGGCGUCCAUGAUUCGUAACCACAACAACAACUCCCUGUCAACUCCUCAGCACCAUCAGCGAUACGGCCCCUCCAAGUCGUCUGAGAGCGACCUCUCCACCUGCACCCUCUCGUUGUCCAGGCUGCCGCUGCCUCAGUCGCCGCGCAGACCGGCACCGGUGUCUCCCCCCAGCAGCCCCCGCGGCACACAGCCCCGCCUCUUCAGACGUCAAACCUCCCACCCCAGACCUUCCUCCACCUCCGACUAUCCCGACGUCUUCAGAUACUCCAGCUUCAACAGCGUCCACGCAAACAGCGGUCCGCCUGUGAACAUGAGGGGCGUGUCCUCCAGACGGUCCAUGAGUGUGGGCAGCGGCGGGGAGCUGGUGCCUGUGGCUUUGGGUCACAGUGGGAGAGACAGAGGUCUGGGCCUCAGCCUGACUGCUGGAGGUCCCGGGGGCAAGAUGACCGUAGUCAGAAAAAUCUGGGACAGGAGGCAGUGCAGCACGCUGCAGCCAGGGGACGCUAUUAUUAAAAUCAAUGGGGCUGAUGUCCAGAGUCUGAGCUGUUCACAGGUCCAAACGAUCCUUGAAGAACACACCAGUCAGGGAGAAGUCAUCCUGCUGGUUUACAGAGGAGGUAUUUAUCCCUCAGCUACCUCCCCUGCUGCUCUUCGGAGACUCCCUUCUCCUCACCUGCGUCCUCCUCCUCCACCUGUUGCCUCCGACGUCUCCUCCUUGCUCCCUGAUACGCUGCCCGUGCCCCGCACCUCCCUGAGCACUCCUCCCUCUCCGGUGCCGAAACACUCCUCGCUCAUCCAGAGCACCAGUUUCCUAGAGUCCAUCCCGGUGACGCUGACGAUGGAGCCCAAAGACUGGAUCAACACGGGCCUGGAGGACGACACCGGCGGCGUGGAGAUGGGGAGGCAGGGCGGAGAACAGACUCGACCUCUGCGAGGGUUCGAGGUGGAGCUCAGGAGAAAGCCAGGGGAAGGCUUCGGCUUCGUCAUCGCCUCUCAGGAUUUGGAGAACGGCAAAGCCAAUGUGAGAACCAUGUUGGAGAAACUGCAGUCUGCUCUGAGGACUGUGAAGGAGUCCAAACCUGCGUCUCUUCUCCCUCACCGGUUUGUGACGGUCCGUCGUGGCAGCCCGGCUUCUAAGAGUGGACAGAUCCGGCCCGGGGACCGACUGGAGGCCGUGGAGGGGCGCUCUGUGGUCACGCUGCCUCACCGGGAGCUAGCUCAGCUACUGCGCCGAGCGGGAAAUACUCUGAGGAUCACCAUAGUCCCUCGUCCAAGCACCUACUCUUCGAGCUUCACCGAAACACCUGAAUAUGACCCGGGACAACAAGGCAGGAAAGGGCAGAGGUCACGUCCAAAGCGUGACUCCAGGUACUACAGCGUGGACCUGGACCGCGGCUCCUCGGGCUUCGGCUUCAGCCUGAGGGGAGGCAGCGAGUACAACAUGGGCCUUUACAUCCUGGGUCUGAUGGAGGGGGGGCCGGCCUCACGCAGCCACAAAAUUCAGGUGAGCGACCAGCUCGUGGAGAUCAAUGGGGACAGUACAGCGGGGAUGACCCACAGUCAGGCCGUGGAGCAGAUCCGCCGAGGAGGACACCGCAUCCACCUGGUGCUCAAGAAAGGCAACGGCUACGUGCCGGACUAUGGCCAUGAGGGCAUCAUCUCCCCCCCCCUCCUGCGUCACGCCAAGAAGCAGAGUUUGGCUGCAGUAGACUCCACGAGACAGAGGGGGCGCAGCUCCAAACAGAAGAGGAGAAGCAGGUCUGCAGAUGGACGAGAGAGUGAAAGACAGACCGAGAGGAGGAGGAGGAGAAGAAGACCUGCCUCAGAGGGAGGGGGGCACUCAGAUGUACAGAGCCCCGUAUCUGAGCAGGAAGCCAGGGACACGAUGAGGAGGAGGAGCAGGAGGAGGAGAAAAAGGAGGUCUCAGGGUACGUCCGGAGACGCUCUCAGGAAUAGCGAUGGUAGUGACAUAGAAGAGGAAACAGUCAGAGGAGGGAAAACGGAGAGGCAGGGGAAGAGCAGGAGCAGGGGGAGGCGCAGAACACGGGAGGCAGAGGAGGUGUCAGAGGGAGAACAGAACGCGCCUGCUGUUCUGGACAGGACAGAGGACAGGGGUGAGGUGGUCGAGGAGCAGGAGGUGCAGGAGGAGAGAGGAAACCCACAGAGAGGAGUGAGUGAAGACAACGUCACACUACCCAUUCCCAAUCCAAACCUAAAACUUCCCAGACCGAAGAUAAACUGGGAUGUGGCAGCUAAUGAGGACGACAGGGAGCAGAGGGACCUGCAGGGGGAGCUGCAGAGGGAGCAGGAGCAGCAGACAUGGUGGUCUAAUGACGGGGAGGGGAGUAAAGACACAGCAGGGAGUCAGGACAGAGGCCAUGAUGAUGAUGAUGAUGAUGACGAUGCAGAAAGUGGGCGAUUAAAGCGCCCUCUGCCUGCAGGGUCACAGACGGAGCCCUUCUCCUUCCUCACCUCCAUGCUGUCCCUAGACCAGCGGGGGGGCGGUGAGUCUGAGUCUGAAGGCAGCCAAUCAGACGGCAGCAUGUCCGCAGCUGCCAGUAUCUCAGGCCUCUCUCUGGCCAACGCGGGCAGACACCGGACGCCACUUCUGCCAGGCCCUUGGCUCGCACCCAGCCACCAGAGGGCAGCACAGGCCAAGGGCAGGAACAGCCACCUUGAAUAAAAGAAAGGGGGCAACGGGAAGGAUGAGCAGCUGUUGGACAGUAGACAGAGAAUGCAGGUGUCCAAUGAUGUCGUUCGACCUUGACCGGUGACGUGCAGCUGCCCACACGAAAACAAAACAAAAACCAACCCCACCGUCUCCCUGUCUCUCUACGUUAGUGUGACGUCCCGUUCUUUGUGCCUUUUUACAGCUACAAUCUGAAAUACAUUCAUCAUCCUUAAAUUAUACACACUCUGAUACACCGAGGAGCUCGUUUUCCUGUUCCGAGCAGCUGAUCCUUUUGUUAUUUUUUUUGCAUUUCAAAGUUGCAGCCGUCGGGCGGAAAGAGGUCUAAAGAAGGUUCCAGACAUCUUAUCCCACUCACUCACCUUUCUUUUCUCUCUCUCUCCCUCUCUCUCUGUGUGGUCCUCCCCCCCCUCCCCCCCCCCCCCCGGACAAAGACCUCCACUUACUGUAUACCUCAUGAAUAUACUGAGCAAUAAUAAAGCAGCCGUCCAAGGCCAUCAGCCGCUCACAUCCGCUGGUCUGGUCUGGUCUGGAGGCAGACAGUCAAAACCAUAGUAGAGCGUAUAUAACAAAUGGACAGCGCCUCAGUGGAGCCAAGGAAGUCGCUUCAGCGAUUCAGUAAAAAAAAAAAAAAGUAAUUCUGUCUGAGUGGAAGUCUUCAGAGAAAACACUUUACCUUCAUGAUGGUUUUUUUUUUUUUCAUUUUUCUGCUACAUUUAUCUUUUCCUUUGCUCGAGUUUAAGGUGUGCAACUCUACAUUUCACAUAAAAGUGCUCCUCCUCAAAGCUAAGCUAACAAAUGCUAACCUACAAGGUGGGGUUAUUUUUCUAUAAGCCAAUUUCAUACAGUUGUUCUAUAUUUUAAAAAAAAUUGCAUCACCUUCUCCAGUGCACCGCUGACCAGAAGCUAACGUUGUGUUUACCAUCACCACAGACGCCCAACAGUCAACAUUUAUACUGACUGUCAGUGUCUCUGCAGGCCUGAGGGCAACUUUAAUAUCCAGUCCAGUUACAGCUGCAUUACUUUAUUGCCCUUUAUUUUAUGUACCUUCAAUACUUAACAAAUGUUCUUUUCAAAAAAAGUUAAAAAGCAAAGAUCACCUUAGGAACCACUAGGGGGAGCCCACGUCAACCAUGUCACUAUAGUAGCACAGACCGCAGUUUGAGAACAACGUUUAGAGGUAAUGUGAUUGGUCAUUCCAUUUGACACGUCACAUGACACCUUAUAUGAACUCCAUCUUACUUUAUCGUGCAUUUUCCUCUAAAUGGGUCCAAAUAAAAAAUUCAUAUUUUGACUUUUGUUUUGCCUAACUUUUGCGUAGACUUCCACUCAAACGGAGUCACGUUUUUUUUACACCUGCUACACUUAGCAGUCGGACGGACGAUGGAUUUCUAACUUUCAUGAACGUUAACGUGUUGCUACGUCGUCGUCUCUUUGUCAUACGUGGACAUGUGCCUCAACCUAUAACGUUCUAAUGUAUAUCUAAAUAUAUAUAUAAAUAUAUAUAUAAUUGUGAUAAUGCAGAUCCCUUUGACAGCAGGUGUGAAAUAUAUAUUCUGUAAAUAUUUGUAGAGAAAUAAAUGACAGAAACCUCUUGUAAAUAUGAUACUAACCGGAGCCAAAUCCUUGUCGUAUUUCUGUAUUGUAAUACAUUUGGAUACGUAUCAAAUACGGAAUAUAUGAAUAUGCAGUAAAAUCUAUAUAUAUAUAUAUAUUAUAAAAACAGCAAGUACAAAGUCAUAUUAUUUAUAUUGUCAUGUGUGACUAGAACAACGAACACUGAUACUGGGAACAAUUAUAUUGUACUAAUUCAUCAGUGAAUGUUUUUAAUCUGCUGCUGGAGUGUGGAUUAGGAUAAUCUACGUCUGUGGAAAUGAACAGAUCAAAAGGAGCCAAGAAUACGCAUCCAGUGUGUAUAUUUCUGGUACUGUUUGUAAAAUCUGCGUGUGUAUGUGUGUGUCUAUGUGUGUGUGUGUGUGCGCACUAAGAGAAAAAAAAAUCACUGUCAAGAUUCUAGAGAGUGCUGUGCCCAUCGUGCCACAUACAGUUGCCUUGGUAACAUAAACCACUUUAUCCUAACCGCAGAAUUUUCUUACUGUGAAAAAACCUUUGCUCUAAGGUCUGUCACGACAAGUGAGUUGAUCAUUUCAGUCAUGCCAAAAGGAGAGGAAAAAAAAAAAAAGGCCCUGACUGUAAAUAGACAAAACUAAAAAACCCUAAGACUCUGCAAAAAAAAAAAAA